UGCUAGCUCUCGCCAUUCCCCCACAAGUUUGAAUCACCCGCACCGCACACACGAACGAAGCAUACGGCGAAAAAGGACGCUUAGGCAAUAUUCAAUAGAUGCAUAUAUCCACUGUCUCAAUGCCUGCACCAAACAGUUUCCAUCCUGUUAACUGACUUUGAUAUUCCGAAGCACGUGCUGUCAUGGGAACUAUAAACUUUACAGGAAGUACCUUGACGCAUGCGUACUGAGUGUCUUGACACACCGAACAACAACCGACCUUAAAACCUGUAGUAAUAGGUUAUGUUGACUCGGAGUGAUAGUCGGAGUUGGAGAGAUCAUGCACUAUGCAGAUCGAGAGUUCGGGAUUACUGUUAGCUGCGGUGACGCUGAUCAGUGUUUUAGUUGAAGCCAAAGAGCAGUACGAGUUGCGAGCGGCGAACCAAGACCGCUUGGUGUACGACCUCUUCACGAAGAACGGGUACAAUCCUCUCAUCAGACCAGUAAAAGAAGUGAACGAUUCCCUCCAUAUAGACUUCAGUUUACAGCUUAGCCAGAUUAUAAGCCUGGAUGAAAAGAACCAGGUGAUGAAGACGAAUGUGUGGCUGCAAAUGUACUGGAACGACACGCAGCUGUUCUGGAACACCGCGGAGUACGGGAACAUCGACUCUAUCAGGAUCCGACCAGAGUCGGUAUGGACGCCGGAUAUCGUGCUGUUUAAUAACGCCGACGGUAACUAUGAAGUAACAUACAAGUCCAAUUGUGUCAUCUACGCCACCGGCGAAGUCAACUGGAUCCCCCCUGCUAUUUACCAGAGUUCUUGCACCAUCGACGUCGCGUAUUUUCCCUUCGAUCAGCAGGAAUGUGAGAUGAAAUUCGGUUCUUGGACGUUCCAGGGGAACCAGCUGUCGUUUGGGUUCAGGGAUGGACGUACAAAGCUGGAUCUGACAGAUUAUCUGAAGAGCGGUACAUGGGAUUUGAUUGAUUGUCCUGGAGAAAUUGUGAAUGAAACAAAUGGACGUGAAAUACGCAAAUUGAUUAUUUUCAAAUUCAUACUAAGGAGGAAGACCUUGUUCUACACAGUUAAUCUUAUCAUCCCGUGUGUGCUCAUCAGCUUUGUCAGCGUCUGUGUGUUCGCAUUGCCCGCAGAUGCCGGAGAAAAAAUCACACUGUGUAUAUCCAUCUUGCUGGCGUUGGUCGUGUUUUUGUUGCUAGUUUCAAAGAUCCUCCCUCCAUCAUUGAGGAUACCUUUGAUAGCCAAAUAUUUACUAUUUACGUUUAUUAUGAAUAUUAUAGCCAUUUUGUCGACUGUUGUUAUUAUAAAUAGAAAUUACCGGAGCCCUCGUACUCAUCAGAUGCCAGAAUGGGUACGAAAGCUAUUUCUUUACUAUAUUCCAAAGAUUUUACUCAUGGAAAGACCGGAUCAUGAAGAGCGGUGGAAGAAGAAAGAGAUUACUCCGCCACCGUCGUAUCAGAACACACCAGAAACAAGGCGGGUGCCUCUGAAUAUGACCUCAGACCUCCUAGAACUAACGGAGAUCCACCACCCUCACUGCAAAUUGAAUCCUCCGCUAGACCGCGGGAAUGGCAUUGACGACGGGGAAGAAGCUUUCAGGAUGACGCCUGACCUCUACAAGGCAACAGAAGCAGUGAGAUUCAUCUACAAACACUUGAAAACAGAGGAAGACUAUGAAACAGUGCUAGAUGACUGGAAGUACGUCGCACGAGUUCUGGACCGGAUGAUGCUGCUCAUUUUUCUCUUCGUCACGUUCGGUGGAACAGUGGGGAUCCUUAUCAACGCGCCGCAUAUUCUCGAAUAUGUAGACCAAGAUAAAAUUUUGGAAGGCUGGAAAAAUUGAGAGGAGACAAUGACGUCUUUGUAUGUGUAUGAUGGCACCACCCUUUGGUGUCUAGAAGACCGACAACAGGGUGUUUUCAUGUGACAAUUGUCUGGUCACGUGAGACAGAGUCACAACACUUCUUGAUCACGUUGGAAACCUUUUCAAGGACGUGCAAAGUCUGUGACAAGUAUGACGUCACAAUGACGUCAUAAACGAAGGAUAAACGAUCGUGCAGUAAGGCAAAUGAGGCCUAAAAGGCUCUGAGGGUGAAGUGUGUAUGUUGUCUUAUGCAACGGAUGUCGACUUGUUCUUCAUCCAACCUUUGACCUUUCCAUGCUCUCAUAAACAUGAAUGACGAGUCACUGUUUGAAGCGAAAUGGGUAUUAUAUAAUCCCGUCUCCUAGUUUUCCCCCGUCGUAUUUCUGUGUACACACAAGGGCGCUCAAGGAAUAAUCAUCAUGAAUGCAAAUGGUUUCAAUUCUCAAAAUGGAUUCUCACGAGUGUUUUUGUUUUCAAUACGUUGUUUACUUUCUAGAUGAUAUUUAUUUCAUGUGAUAGAUGGUACAAUUCACUGACAAUGUCAGCCGGUUUGACAUUGUGAUUGGGCUAGCGUAGAAUUACCAGUGAAGAUGUUUUGAUACAUACGUAUAGUUAUGCUAUUCACAAUAGUCUACGCCAGUAAACGGUGGGUAAACAUUUAUCGGGUUACUGUUGACCAACAAAUGAAAGCAUGUUUAGGAUGUUUCUACAUGUGGAUUAUACGUUUGGUGAAUUUAUUGGAGUUAAGAACUUGACAAGAAUUAAUUAGACAUAAACGCUUGUUAAAUUAUGUUCUGUUUGACAUAUAUUUUAUACAGGCGUGUUUUGGUGCAGUUUUGUGGACUGGUAUGUCAUAUCUCCCUGUUCAACCGUAAAUCUCUGGGUAAAAUAGGAUAUUAUAAAAUUGAUCUGCACUAUUUAGAAGGGAUCAGCCAACAUACGAGUUAUGCAGGAUUUAGAAAGGGUCGACCAACAUACACGUUAUGCAGGAUUUAGAAAGGAUCAACAAAUGUGCAAGUAGGCAGAAUUUAGAAAGGGUUCGAAUUAUUGUAGCAAACAUAUAGACAGGGACUUAUCUCCUUUACCCGUGUAUUGUUAUUUGUUACUUAAUACUUCUUUUGAAUGCGAAACGAAAACAUGUCAUACUUAUUUCAAAAACACUCAGACCAGUAGAUUUCAAAAUCAGGGUUAAAUGUAAAAGAUGGAAUGAAUGUAGUCAAAUGGCACUGAAAAUGGUUGUAAAUUACUCUGAAGCAAUAAUUCAUUUGCACGCGAGUUCUUAUUUUGUUUGGUUCAAAUAUUGAUAUUUGCGCGGGUAUCUGUUCACACUAUUGCCCUAUGUUACUUAUAUCCUAUUGUGUUUCACUGUUUACAUCCCUUUUGUUAGCUCACCUGGUCAGCAGGUGGGAGUCUGUCUUUGGUGGCGGUCUCAGACAUUUUAUCUCAUAAUCUCUAGUUAACGUCCCGAAUGUUGUGUGUCGAACCCUGGGUUGGCUUUAUAUUAAAACCAUUUUUAGAA
This is a messenger RNA of Haliotis rufescens (red abalone), 3378 nucleotides long. RefSeq names its product acetylcholine receptor subunit beta-like 1. Gene Ontology annotation, molecular function: acetylcholine-gated monoatomic cation-selective channel activity; transmembrane signaling receptor activity. Lineage: Eukaryota; Metazoa; Mollusca; Gastropoda; Lepetellida; Haliotidae. Gene Ontology annotation, biological process: nervous system process; chemical synaptic transmission; regulation of membrane potential. The coding region runs from base 327 to 1838 and encodes 503 amino acids. The record is from RefSeq and is a predicted model, not a curated record. The transcript is spliced from 6 exons. Gene Ontology annotation, cellular component: synapse; postsynaptic membrane; neuron projection.